AUGUUAAAUGACAAAAAUGAUUUAAUUAAUGUUUCUGGGAGAAAGAACACUGCUUUAGACGAUACAUGGGAGAAUAACAUUGAUGAAGAAAGCUCUUUAUCUCAAAAAAUGGAAAAAAUAAGCAUGUCUGCUGAAGCAAAAGAGUUUCGACCUAGUUCUACAUAUUUGCAACAACCAAUGGCUUUUUUAGAUCAAAGAAUGAAUUAUGGAUUUAAUGAUAUGUCUUAUGGUUACAUUGGUCAGGAAUAUAAUGCCCAAGCACAUACGGUUCCCGGUUAUAUGUUUUGUCCGCCAGAAAAUCAUAUGCAGUCUAUGCAGACAUAUGUUCAUGACCCAUAUUUUGCUGAAAUAGAAAAGUAUUCCGUUGAUAAAUUCUGUAAUACAUCACCUGCAAAAGUGAUUAAGAUUGGGGAGCCUACAAAGCCAUCUAGUGUAAUGAAAACGUCAUCCAAGAAGAGUGAAGAGCCUGUUGUUGAGGCUAAUGAAAGUUUGUAUUCGGUUUCUGGUGUGGAUACAUUGUCUUCUGGUCUGAAUCAAGAAAAAAGUCGUGUUCCAGUGUCUACAGAUGAUGAACGUAGAAAUCUUGAUGCUAUGGACCAAUUUCAAGAUGACAUUGAUGAUGAAAUCAUACAGGACAUGUAUGGAAAAGAGCAUGUGAAUGUUGUUUUUAUUGGUCAUGUUGAUGCAGGAAAAUCAACACUUGGAGGGAAUAUCCUUUAUAUGACAGGAAUGGUGGAUAAGAGAACGAUGGAGAAAUAUGAAAAAGAUGCAAAGGAUAUAGGUCGAGAGAGUUGGUAUUUGUCGUGGGCGUUAGAUUCUACUAAAGAAGAGCGGUCUAAAGGGAAAACUGUUGAAGUAGGCAGGGCAUAUUUUGAAACGGAAAAACGUCGAUAUACAAUCCUUGAUGCUCCUGGUCAUAAAUCUUAUGUACCAAAUAUGAUAGAGGGUGCAUCUCAAGCAGAUGUAGGUGUACUUGUUAUUUCUGCACGAAAAGGAGAGUACGAAACUGGAUUUGAAAAAGGCGGUCAAACAAGAGAACAUGCUAUGCUUGCGAAAACGCAGGGUAUUACUAAUCUUAUCGUUGUGAUUAAUAAAAUGGACGAUCCUACUGUAGAAUGGUCAAAAGAAAGAUAUGAUGAAUGUACAAAUAAGCUUUUAAGAUUUUUGAAAAAGGAAUUAGGAUAUAAUCCAAAAACAAAUUUUGUAUUUAUGCCAAUUUCUGCAUUUGCUGGUAUAAAUAUUAAAGACCGUGUUGAUAAGAAGAUAUGUCCUUGGUAUGAUGGGCCUUCUCUCCUUGAAUAUUUGGAUCAAAUGGAUACUUUCGAACGAAAAAUAAAAGCUCCAUUAAUGAUUCCGAUUCAAGCAAAAUAUAGAGAUAUGGGUUUAGUUAUUGAAGGGAAGAUUGAAAGUGGUUAUGUUAAAAAAGGAUCGAGUCUUAUUCUUAUGCCAAAUAAAAAUAUUAUUGAAGUAACUGCAUUAUAUAAUGAAAUGGAAGAAAUACAGAUAGCUCGUUGUGGUGAUCAGGUCAAACUUCGAAUAAGAGGAAUAGAAGAAGAUGAUGUUAUGUCGGGCUGUAUUUUAUCAUCAAUUAGUAAUCCAGUGCAUACUGCUAAAAUAUUUGAAGCUCAAAUAGCUAUUUUAGAGGUCAAAAAUUUGCUUACUUCGGGCUAUUCGUGUAUUAUUCAUAUUCAUACAGUUGUUCAAGAUGUGACAUUUUUGAAAUUGCUUUAUAAACUUGAUAAAGUAACAAACAGACGAAGCAAAAAACCACCCCCAUUUGCAACAAAAGGUAUGAAGAUUGUAGCUUUAUUGGACGUUGCAUCACCGAUAUGUAUUGAAACAUAUGAAAGACAUAGCCAACUUGGACGAUUUAUUCUUCGUAAUGAAGGUGUUACUGUGGCUAUUGGAAAAGUGACGAAACUUAUUUCUGAAGAGUAA
Molecule: messenger RNA, 1938 nt
Organism: Pneumocystis jirovecii RU7
Lineage: Eukaryota; Fungi; Ascomycota; Pneumocystomycetes; Pneumocystales; Pneumocystaceae
Product: translation termination factor GTPase eRF3
Exons: 11
Coding region: 1-1938 (645 amino acids)
Biological process (GO): translation; nuclear-transcribed mRNA catabolic process, deadenylation-dependent decay; translational termination
Cellular component (GO): translation release factor complex
Molecular function (GO): translation release factor activity; GTP binding; GTPase activity
Source: RefSeq, a predicted model, not a curated record